Messenger RNA from Didymosphaeria variabile, 1380 nucleotides. RefSeq lists its product as uncharacterized. Lineage: Eukaryota; Fungi; Ascomycota; Dothideomycetes; Pleosporales; Didymosphaeriaceae. The transcript has a single exon. The record is from RefSeq and is a predicted model, not a curated record. The coding region runs from base 1 to 1380 and encodes 459 amino acids.
AUGAGCAACAAGACCAAAUUUGAUAAGGAUGAUAUUUUAUUCCAUCCAUCUCUCCCUGUUGUUUAUUCAAAAAUAAGGGGACUGGCCAAGGAACUUGCCGUCCUCGGUAAAAUCGACUUCGCUUCCAAAAUUACAGAUCUUCUACUGUCGCAAAAUCGUACAGAGCAUGGGUUCAGUCAAAUGCAGUUCCUGAAGUUUGCCUUCGAACAAACAGGUGACUGGCCAUCUACCAUUCCUGAAUCAGCACGAAGCAAGGACGCCCUAAAUGAGCUCGAGAUUCCGGCCUCAGGCUCAAUGGAUGAACAAAGAUACAAUGAGCUCAUCAACCGGACGGAAUUAUCUCAACGAGAUCCCCCUCUUUGUCUCACCAUUGCAGUUGUAUUAUGCGAGGAACGGGGCAAGACAGAUGUAGAAGAAAUCCAACAAGAUGAGAGAGUCGUCAGAGCGCUCGAGCAGAUCACGGAGCAUUUCCACGGCUAUGUCGGGGCCCUGAUACAGCACCGUAAAAUCUGGCCCCUCCUAGCCAGUGGCGUAAUUGCGCAGCAGUUAGGGGUCGACGACGCAAAAUUGUGUGCGACGGCGGAGGACGUAGUAGACACAGUUCGCAUACGACUCGAACAAGGCCGACAGAAGGGCGAACAUGAAGGGAGACCGAUCAAAGAGCUGCUCCAAAGCCUCGUAGAGAAUACGAGGAAGAACGCAGGUACUCUCUACGAAGAGUCACAUCAAGAUCCGCCAGAGAGCUAUUUACACAAACCCGCAACAGAAAAGGAUAUCAAAGAUAUGGAGAAGCGACUCAAGAUACUUCCUUUGCCAGAUGACUACAAAGAAUUUCUCCUCGCUUCUAACGGUCUUGAAUCGGUUUACGAUGGCCAAGGGAUGACACCACCGUUAUCCAAUACUCAGAAUGUUGUGCUCAGCAACCUACAAAGUCCUGUCGAGGUUCCAUUGCAAUUGAUCGAAGAUUCAACAGGAACAGCCCAAUUGAUUCGUGAAGCCGGAUACGAUGCAUGGCCGUCAGCUACCAAGCAACUCGAGAUUGGACGAAUGAACGAGCAUGUGUACGUUCUAAUAAGUCCCUCUGACGUGAAGGCGACCAUAAAGGCCUACAGGAAGGCACUGGCCAGUGACAAAGUCACCGAUGUUAUGAAAGCAGAGACCAUUCGUGCAAUUGAGGAUCUGUAUGGCUCCCUGGAAGAUUUCGAGAAGAUGGAAUGGGCUAUGGUAUAUACCGUGGAUUUUCAACCAGUCUGCCCUGUUGGUACCUUCCGGAAUUGGUUGGAGGAGACGGUUCGCCUAUCUGGCAAGGCGUAUAAGAGUAACAGCGGCAACCCUUGUCUCGCAUACGGGUGUAGGGCGGAACAGGCGAGGCGUGGCUAA